GGGGUUGGAUUUUCGUUGAUAACCUCAAAAAUCCCAAGUGGAUUUGGGUCUUACACGGUGAACCUAAGUCCAAACCCAACAUCCACGCCCCCUACGACAGCAGAUGGAGGUCUGUAGGAGCCAAGCGAAUGGAAGACAGGAACACCGGCUUCCGUAAGGAACAGGUAAUCUGCGAAGCAGAACUGCUUGAUGAAAAACAAAGACUGCAAUCAGUGAAAGAAUUGCAUGAAAUUGGGCAAAAUGCAGAGAAGGCCCAACUAAAAAACCUAAGAGCCAGAACAGCCCAAGAGCCACAAACGGACUCAGCUUGCUCGACGCCCAAAUCCACAGUCUCCAAAACCCAGGUAGAGGAUAGCCUCUGUAUCCAUGGAUCCCUAAAGCGCAAACCGGAUGAAUUAGAAAGAGAAAUAGAGGCUAGUGUCACGGGGAAAAGAAAGCAACAAUCGGUAGGACUGGCAAGUGCCCUACCGACAAAUAUGGGGAUGAAUGGGAGUGAAAACUUUAAGCAAUCAAACACGCUGCAUGGAGACAACAGAGUUCUACCAAAUGAAGAAACAACAUCAAUGAAGGAAGAUUCGUCUUCUUGGGACAAGACAGCUGGCCCGGAAGGAGGGGAGGAGGACAUGGAUUGUUCUCUAACCUCAGGAACGUGUAAGAAAAGGGAUAGAGCAACGUCAAAUGCAACUCAGUCCUCCACGGAAGAAGGGGGGAAGCAGGCAGAUGAGGACGACGAGGAAUCUGAGGGUGAGUUGAAGGAGGAUGACACGAAGAUGGAGGAGGAAGACAAGGAGUCCCUUGAAUAUGUACAGCAGUACGUCAAGUCACUGGAGAGGGCAAGAUCAGUGGAAUCCAAAGUACGAUUGGCACAUCACAAACACCUCCGAAAUCUCAGAGCAGUGACGACAAUGGCCAACGACAUAAACACGGAAAACAAGUUUGAAGUGUUAGAGAAAGAAGGGGAGAUCAACGAAUUCUAUGCAGCACAAUACAGUCUGAAAACGAAGGUGGAAAAUGAGAAGAUGAAGGUGAAUCUGAGCAGUUAUGGACAACACUUCACAUGGCCCAAACCCUACGAAGAGAAAAACGAAGGAAAGAGGGCCAAAAGGCAAAGAAACACAGCAAGCAAGUCAAAGGCAGAAGAACAAACAAAUCAGACCACAGAGGACUCAGAAACUGUAGACGAGCUCAAUAGACAAGCUGCCAUUCUCGAAGCUCAAGUCAAUGCCUUACGGGAUCAGAACAGGGAAUUGGAUGACAACUGUCUAAACCUCAAAGACAUUGUCACAUGGUACAACAAAGAAAUAGAGGCAGCGGCCAGACUCGAUGCCCUCACCAAUCCCAAACAGCGCACAGUAAUCCCGUACAGAUGGAACACCACAUACGAAACCUGGGAAAUCGCAUACCACGUUGUUAACAGCUAUCUCCGCGUGGGCAAGAUGGAGAUCCCACUGCUGGUCGUCACGAACAAUCUUUCGGAGAAUAUCUCCGAGAGUCCUGUUCGUGAUCUCGGUCUGACCAUCAGUCUGAGGAUGGUAAGACGAGGAGAAGCGGAGCUGAGUGUCGUACACCUCGUGGAGCCGUCGCCAGAAUCGGCUGGUAAAGCGCGGGUCACGCUUGGCGUAGAAGCCAUGUCUGCGCAAGAGGUCAAGGACGUCGCGGAGGUGUCUGAGGUGCUCCUCAAGGAUACGACUGUAGACCAGGAUAUCGUCGAGGUAGACGAGAACGUACUGCUCCAGGAUGUCCCUGAAGACGUCGUUCAUCGCCCUCUGAAAGGUAGCGGGAGCAUUAGUGAGGCCGAAUGGCAUCACCGUGAACUCGUAGUGGCCGAAUCGCGAUCGGAACGCGGUCUUCGACUGGUCGGUUGCAGCGACGUGGAUCUGAUGGUAACGGCUACGAAGAUCAAUCUUCGUAAAGAAGCAGUUGCCUGCUAGGCAAUCGAACAGCUCAUCGAAACGAGGCAUGGGGUAGCUGUUCUUAACCGUGUAGCGGUUGAGACCGCGAUAGUCGAUGCAGAGACGGAGAGUUUCGUCCGCUUUGCGAGCAAAGAGGACGGGUGCACCCCACGGGGAGUUGCUGGGUUUAAUGAAACCCAGUCUCAGGA
Molecule: messenger RNA, 2101 nt
Organism: Chara braunii
Lineage: Eukaryota; Viridiplantae; Streptophyta; Charophyceae; Charales; Characeae
Source: the annotation of a GenBank genome assembly